This is a messenger RNA of Capronia coronata CBS 617.96, 3504 nucleotides long. RefSeq lists its product as uncharacterized. The transcript is spliced from 2 exons. The coding region runs from base 1 to 3504 and encodes 1167 amino acids. The record is from RefSeq and is a predicted model, not a curated record. Lineage: Eukaryota; Fungi; Ascomycota; Eurotiomycetes; Chaetothyriales; Herpotrichiellaceae. Gene Ontology annotation, cellular component: plasma membrane. Gene Ontology annotation, biological process: Ras protein signal transduction; positive regulation of GTPase activity. Gene Ontology annotation, molecular function: guanyl-nucleotide exchange factor activity; protein binding.
AUGAACGGCUAUGUUGCGAGCCCGGACCUGCCACCACCUCCUCCGCCCAUAUAUGUCCGGGCGCUGUACAAUUAUGAGGCGGAUGAUCAUACCAGCCUGAGUUUUCGUCAGGGGGAUAUCAUUCAGGUCUUGACACAAUUGGAGAGCGGCUGGUGGGAUGGUGUGAUCAACGAUGUUCGGGGCUGGUUCCCCAGCAAUUACACUGCGCAGAUAACUGAUCCCAACGAGCUGAGGGAGACCGGCGCUGGAGGCCACUAUGAGAGCGAGACUAGUACCGGGUCAGGAACCGAGGAAGAUUAUGAUGAGGAAGAGGAGGACUCCGACGGGCAUACGCAAGAUGAAGACUCCGAUUUACCGAUUGAAGGAGGGAGCACACAGAUGCAAGAAGAGGCGGCGUUUUGGGUCCCUCAGGCGACUCCGGAUGGCAGGCUGUUUUAUUUCAACACCUUGACGGGGGUCAGCACAAUGGAACUGCCUUUAGAGACACCUACGAGUGCAGAAGAGACUGGCCCGCGUGAGCGCAGCCAUUUCCACGUGCCGGAACAGACAAGACCGCCGCCGGAAAUGAUGGCUGGAGGGUACGGGCAGCAUGAGGAGGAUUAUGAUGGUUCCGCGUCUGAGGCGGACGGUGAACAAUCUUUUGUCUCUUCACGCAAAAAGGGUUCCAUGACCUCUGGUAGCAUUUCCACCUCCACCUCUAUGGAUUCCAUCGAUGUAAGCGCCCUCAGACAGGCGGGCGGUCAAGUGCCGAAUACUCUCACCGGUACCUUUGGUUCGACCGGUAUUUCGAUGACCCUGCCUCCCCUAGGAACCACAGCCACCUCUUUCACAGUACCUCCAAAACCGAUGAUCACGAAGUCUCCCAUGGCGAGGUACUUCCUUGAUGAUACGACCGCGGCGCCAGUCACUUGGAAUGCCUUGGUAGAGAAUAUGCGAACUGCGGUUGACGCCUAUCGGCAUGCCAUUCGUACCCAAACUCGAGCAGAUUACGUCCGGAGAGCAGAAGACAUCUCGGAUCAUCUGAGAAUGCUUCUGGCCGCAGGCUCAGGCACUACUGACAAUCACUCUGGGGUUCCCUCCAUCAUAUCCUCCAACAAAGCCCUCUACCCUCACUUCCGUGAGAUGAUGUCCAAAUUCUCGAAGCUGGUCCUCUCUUCCCACAUUGCUGCGGCCGACUGGCCGGGUACGGACGCUCUAACAAAAUGUCUACAAGAGGCGGAUGGGGUGAUGAAUGGCGUCUAUGGGUACGUCGAGGUGGCGCGGCAACAGAGAGGUGAAGAGAUACCACGGCUGUUUCCCGGGUUCAUCUUGGGGAGCCACGUCGGAGGAAACUGGCGGGAUCACAACAUUGAGAAUAGGACCAAUCUGGAAGAGGUCUCGUUUAUGGAUUCGAACGAAGAGGUUCGAUCCCGUCCAUCUGUGCCACUUGACGCCAAUCUGCUACACCGGCUUGAAGAGUUGAAGAAGCACCUGGUGGCGAGCAUCCGCCGGCUAGAGGAGUCACUCGUGUUGACCGAGAAGAUUGUGACUCCGGCACGGCAGUCCGCAAUUGGCGACAAAAUCUGUCAAGAGGCGAGUGUCGUGAUCGAGCAUUUCCGGCCAUGGAUCACACAUCUCGAGUCAAUCGAUUUGUCGGCCUUGGGCAACGUGUUUCAGAAACCGUCGCUGGUGGAUUUUGGGGCACAGAAGCAGAAGGCCUACGAUGCGAUCGGUGAAUUGAUCAUUACCUGCCAGGCAGUGACAGCACCGCUCCCAGAUGAGUGGGCGGAAAUUCGAGGCGAGUCGUUGGACACGCGUAUGAACAACGUCCGAGGCGCAUGCAAGCAACUGGACACGCACGCCUCCAGCAUUGGGUACGCUUUACAGGUCCUGCUUCCGGCGACGUCCCUCAACCCGAGCGGAUCGACAAGCAAGCGAGAUCACCGCAUGACGGACGGAGGGGAGACCUACCAGAGUCAUCAUCUCAGAGGCGACUCUGUGCAGGCGGCUAAUCUUCGCCCUGCUUUGGCGGAUGUCGGUCAAUCCAAGUCGUACACGUUGGGUCAAGAUUCCACCGCGUCCGAGAAGCUCCGUCGGCCUCCGACCAAAGACAAGGCGCGACAGUUCUUCGGGCAGAUCCCACCGAACUUGACUCACCUCAAAGCUGGUAGCAUGGAUUCUAGCGCCUCAGAUGAAGUGCCGUGGUACCUCCGGCUUGACCAUGCAGAUGAAGUGACAUACGACGAGAGAACCGAGCCGCAUCAAGUCAAGAGCGGCACGCUCACCGGGCUGGUGGAACAGCUGACUCGUCAUGAUCGGCCUGAUACGAACUUCACCACCACCUUCCUCCUCACAUAUCGGUCGUUCACCAGUGCAUCGGAAUUGUUCGAGCUCCUAGUGAAACGAUUCAACCUACAGCCGCCGGCUGGCUUGACGCGGGACGAAUUUUCCAUUUGGGAGGAGCACAAACAAAAGCCGGUUCGUUUCAGAGUGCUGAAUAUUCUCAAGACGUGGCUGGAGUUGUACUGGAUGGAGACGGAUGAUGAUGCGAGCAAAGCCUUGCUUGAAAAGAUCGCGGCUUUCGCAAAGAGCACGUACGCCAGCACCAAAAUGGCCACCAAGGUGCUGGUAAACAUAGUGGAUCAGCGGAUGAAAGGAGGAGAGACAUCGUCCAAGAAGUUGGUUCUCACGCUCACCAAUUCCGCACCUGCACCCAUCCUGCCGAGGAACAUGAAGAAGAUGAAAUUCCUUGACAUCGACCCUACGGAGUUUGCUCGGCAAUUGACCAUCAUCGAAUCCCGGCUAUAUGGGAAGAUCAAGCCAGUCGAAUGCCUGGCGAAGACAUGGGAGAAGAAGGGCAAGUCGGAGAAGAAUGAGAACGCGCCGAACGUGCAGGCCCUGAUCCUGCAUUCCAACCAGUUGACCAACUGGGUUGCGGAGAUGAUCUUGCACCAUUCCGAGGUCAAGAAGAGGGUGGUGGUGAUCAAACACUUUGUGGCCAUCGCUGAGAAAUGUCGAGUGUUGAACAAUUUCUCUGCCGUGACGGCAAUCGUGUCGGCCUUCGGCACCGCUCCGAUACUGCGGCUCAACCGAACCUGGCAAGCGGUCAACCCGAAGACGAGGGCGAUGCUUGAGUCGAUGCGUCAACUCAUCUCAUCGACGAAAAAUUUUGUGCAAUACCGGGAAACGCUGCACGCUGCGACACCUCCCUGUAUUCCCUUCUUGGGAGUCUAUCUGACCGACUUGAUUUUCAUCGAGGAUGGGAUUGCGUCGCUGGUCAAGAACACGGAACUCAUCAACUUCUCCAAACGGACCAAAACCGCCGAAGUGAUUCGAGAUAUCCAGCAGUACCAAAACGUGCCUUACAGCCUCAAUCCGGUGCCCGAGUUGCAGGAGUGGAUUUCCGACAACAUGAAAAGUGCCCGGAAUGUCCAAGAGCUGUACAACGAGAGUUUGAAGAUCGAGCCACGGGAGCGAGAAGAGGAGAAGAUUGCCCGUCUGCUUUCGGAAUCCGGGUUCCUAUAA